AUGAUUAUUUUGCGAGACCGAAGCGAACGAGACAAGGUGCUGGUUGUGUUAGCAGACGAGUUGGACUACUUGUUCACGAAAAACCAACACGUUAUUUACAAACUGUUCGACUGGCCGAGCGAUCCGCACUCCCAGCUCAUUGUGAUUGGAAUUUCGAACACAAUCGAUCUUCCUGAACGAAUUAUGAACCUUCGAAACAUUAGCCGACUGUCGAUGAAUCGUGUGAUGUUCAAACCGUAUAACCGGGAACAGAUCUCCACGAUCAUCUCCAAUCGAUUGAACGAACUUACCGUUUUCACACCGGAAGCCAUCGAUCUGUGUAGUCGAAAAGUGAGUGCGGUGAGUGGAGACAUCCGGCGCGCUCUUUCCAUUGCUCGCAGAGCGAUUGAGAUUGCGCAGCAGCAAAAGCUAGAACGGUAG
Messenger RNA from Blastocystis hominis, 420 nucleotides. RefSeq lists its product as hypothetical. Gene Ontology annotation, molecular function: DNA replication origin binding. The record is from RefSeq and is a predicted model, not a curated record. NCBI's taxonomy places the organism in Eukaryota, Bigyra, Opalinata, Blastocystidae. Bases 1 to 420 code for a protein of 139 amino acids. Gene Ontology annotation, biological process: mitotic DNA replication checkpoint signaling; DNA replication initiation. Gene Ontology annotation, cellular component: nuclear origin of replication recognition complex. The transcript has 4 exons.